AUGGCUAUUGCCUUCUCGAACUCGGUUCUCACCGUCAUACAGCCCAAAGCAUUGCCCAAGGGCACUCCUCAAUUCGAAGAAAAGCGCACUUCACUGCUUGAAGCGUUUGCAAAGAAAGUGCCAUCGGAACUUCGCCUCCCGUCGGAUUUCUUCGUCAACCCACCCAUCGAUGUAUCAAAGGUCCCUACCACCUGUGGCAUUUUAAGCCGAUCCGAAGUUGAUAUCACAGAGAACUACGAUGCCGUUGGACUCGCAGAAGCAAUCGCAGCUCGGAAAUUUACUUCCCUCGAGGUGACAACCGCGUUUUGCAAACGUUCAAUCAUCGCACAUCAGCUCACAUGUUGUCUAACGCAAUGGUUUAUGCCCGAGGCACUGGAGCAGGCGAAAGAGCUGGACUCCUAUCUUGAGAAGCACGGCAAGACCAAGGGGCCUUUCCAUGGUGUGCCGAUAAGUAUCAAAGAGCAUCUACCCAUGGCAGGAACAUAUUCAUCUUAUGGAUCCUUUGCAAGUACCCAGUUUGAUGAGAAAGACUGCUUGAUGGUAUCACUGCUGCGCGACAUGGGCGCGGUCUUCUAUUGCAAAACAAACCAGCCACAGCUGAUCAUGCACUUGGAGUCGACAUCACACUAUGGCCGAACGCUCAACCCAUUCAACACCAAUCUCAGUGCAGGUGGAUCGUCGGGUGGUGAAGGGGCACUUGUAGCCAUGAAGGGAUCCGUGUUAGGCGUUGGCACUGAUAUUGGAGGUAGCAUACGUGGUCCUAGUGCCUUCAAUGGCAUAUACGGAUUCAAGCCAACAAGUUAUACUUUACCAGCAAAGGGAUUUAUUUCCCACGCCUUCUCGGCGGAACUCAACAUUCUCGCGACAGGUGGCAGUAUGUGCCGAAGUCUACGAGACACGGAUUUCUUCAUGUCGACAAUUUUGGGCACAAAACCAUACAUACAUGACCAGAAGCUAGUACCAAUGACCUGGACAGGUCUAAAGACAGCAACCAGGAAGCCUCUAAAGAUAGGUAUCAUCUACAACGAUGGAUACAUUUAUCCACAACCACCGGUCAAACGCGCCAUCGCCUGGGCUUGCAAUCAGCUCGAAGACCCCAAGUACUCGGACAUCUUUCAAGUCAAAUCCUUUAAGCCGUACAAUGCUGCAGAAGCUUGGUCCAAGGCCCGCCGUAUGUAUUGGCCUAGCGGUGGCAAGCUCGCCCGGGCCGACGUCGAAUCAACUGGCGAACCGGUUCUACCCUUGAGCGAAUGGACCUGGGCUGACGCUGCACCUCAUGGUAUGCUCGAUGCGGAACAAGUCAACGAAAUGCGGGGUGAGCGAGAUGCUUUCCGCUAUGCGUUUGCGGAUAGCUGGAAUGAACAAGAUGUUGAUAUUGUGAUUGGGCCAGCCUUUGUGGGUCCGGCUUGUUCGCAUGAUACAGCAUUCUACUGGACAUAUACGAGCUUGUGGAACUUUGUGGAUUAUCCGGGGAUUGUUGUACCCACGCCGAUCAAAGCGAAGAAGGGAGAGCAGUAUGAUGCUGAUUAUAAGCCGUUGGGUGAUGCGUGUAAACACGUUAAGCAGUUAUGGGAAGAAGGAGACUUUGAGGGAGCACCGAUUGAUCUGCAGAUCAAUGCAAGGAGGUAUCACGACAAUGAGCUUUUUGGGGCAUUGGCGAUGUUGAAGGACGUGUUGAAGCUGCCAUAG
Molecule: messenger RNA, 1689 nt
Organism: Plenodomus lingam JN3
Lineage: Eukaryota; Fungi; Ascomycota; Dothideomycetes; Pleosporales; Leptosphaeriaceae
Source: RefSeq, a predicted model, not a curated record